UAAUGUCGCACCAACCAAAGCAGAAGUUCUGGAAUUACAAGGGCUCUCACGUGUGGAGAAUACGGAUAAGUGUACCUUCAAGAUUAAAGAAAUUGAGUCACUAACGGAAUUAGAUGACUUUUUGUACAAGUUUCUUACUUGGUUAAAGCGAAUAGAGGGAAAAGAUUACAAGGCCAAAAGUAUUCAUAACUGCUAUGCUUCCGUGGCCUGGUACCUAAAAGAACAUAGCGAGAUUAAACCCUGUAAAUUGUGCGAUUUGUAUCAUUUCGGCAAGGCAUUGAGAACUCUUGACGGUAAAAUGAAAAAGUUGCAAAAUGAAGGUCUGGGGGAAAUGGAUCAAGCCUCACAGUUAACUGCAGAUGAGAUUUUUCAAAUUCUCAAUCAUGAAACUAUGCAAGUUGAUACCAACGAAGCAUUGAAACGCAACAAAUAUGAAAAAAGUUCCACACGAAAGAUCCCAAUUCCUUCUGAUCAAGUGAAUAAUUGCUUUAAACCUAUUGAAAAUACCUUGUACUUGAUAUCGUUUCAUCCUGAUGAUGCUUGUGAAUCUUUUUUUUUAGAAACAACACGGGCUGCAAAGGGUUUAAAACUAUCGUUGGAACCAUCUGAAAGAUUUUCGCUGGAACCAUCUCAAAGAUCUUUGUCAGAACUAUCUUCAUUGGAACCAUCCGAAAGAUCUUUGUUGGAACCAUCCGAAAGAUCAUCACCUGAACUAUCCGAAAGACCAUUAUCUGAACUAUCCCAAAGGUCAUCACAAAGACUAUUUCAAAAAUCAGCCAAAAAACCAUCCAAAGGACUAUCGCAUAGAUUAAAGUCUACACUAUACGCACUAUUUAAACCACCUUACAAGAUUUCAAAUGAUCAACCUACUCAUAUUCCUCCUAAAAUUAGAAAAUCAUCAUCAGCUCAAGCAAUACCAGCGGCUCGAGCAAGAUCAUCAACUCAAGCAAGACCACCGUUAAACGAUCUUUCAAAUCGUUUCUCACCUUUAACUUACCAAGACAUUAAGGAUAUUAACAAUAAUGAUAAAGAAAUUAAAGAAAUUCAUUAUCAUUUUCAUUAA
This is a messenger RNA of Racocetra fulgida, 1063 nucleotides long. The record is from the annotation of a GenBank genome assembly. Lineage: Eukaryota; Fungi; Glomeromycota; Glomeromycetes; Diversisporales; Gigasporaceae.